Molecule: messenger RNA, 2795 nt
Organism: Malania oleifera
Lineage: Eukaryota; Viridiplantae; Streptophyta; Magnoliopsida; Santalales; Ximeniaceae
Product: putative zinc transporter At3g08650
Exons: 7
Coding region: 664-2448 (594 amino acids)
Biological process (GO): zinc ion transmembrane transport
Cellular component (GO): membrane
Molecular function (GO): zinc ion transmembrane transporter activity
Source: RefSeq, a predicted model, not a curated record
AAUUGUGAGUUGGAGGGGAGGCGGAGGAAAGACCAGAAGACGACGAUUUUCUUCUUCAGAUUAUCUCUCAACUUCUUCCACUUGUGAAUUCAGAUGUCAUCUUCCCCAAAGUCAAACUGAUUUCUUCUGCUCCCGAACUCUUUUCAGUUUCAUUCCCCAAUUCAUAAUUCUCCCACGCCCAACCGCUUUUCCGGUGCAUCGCCCGAUCCGUUAUCCGUUCUCCGAUCAGCGGGUCUGUGACGUCAUUAGCUGGUUUUGUUUUGCUUUUUGUGGGUUGUUGCUGGUUUCUUCUUGCAAAACAGCGUGCUCCUUUUAUUCGGUGGAAUCUACGCGUUCUUUGGGGCUGUGCCGAAGGGUGAUCUUUCGAUAUUGAUCCAGCAGAUUUGCUUGCAACAGGCUCAUAGCUUACUUGUGCUUAUUGAUUGGCUUGUAGAUGCAUCCUUUCUACACUUCAAGAAUAUCGGAUCUUUUCAAGCUAUCCUGUUUAUCAGACAUAUUUUGUUUGAUCAAAUUUGUAUAAGAAGAGUGAACUGGGUCCAGUGGUGUUUCAGUUGGGGCUAUAGAAACAAUUCAUCUUGCUGGUUUAAUAAUAGCGUUAACUGAUGUUUUGAUGGAGAUUUUAAUGUAAUCACAAUUAUUUUGGUGAUUAACAGUUGAACAAAAAUGGUGUCUAAAUUCAAACAGGCUGUCAUAUUUUUUCUAUUUUUCAUAGUGUUGUGUGGUUAUGCUAUAGCAGAGCAAGAAAAAGAAAUUCCACAAACAAUACGAGCUGCUCCACACAAGGAUGUAGGAAUUAAUGUUAUAGAUGGCACUGGUUCUAAGAAUGCUUUUAGUUCAGAGAGUACCAGUGAAAAGCUGGUUGAGAGGAAGGGUGGGAACAGUAGGGUGUCAGUGGCCACAGUUGCAUUGUUUACAUUGGCAAUGGCUGCUGCCACUGGUUUAGGUGCUCUACCAUUCUUCUUUGUGGAGCUUGAUCCCCAGUGGGCUGGAAUAUGCAAUGGAAUGGCUGCUGGAGUGAUGUUGGCUGCAAGCUUUGACCUAAUACAGGAAGGUCAAGAUCAUGGGAGUGGCAGCUGGGUUGUGAUUGGAAUUUUGUCUGGCGGCAUAUUCAUAUGGCUUUGUAAGAAGUUCCUUGAACAAUAUGGGGAAGUAAGCAUGCUAGACAUAAAAGGUGCAGAGGCAGCUAAAGUUGUUCUUGUUAUUGGAAUAAUGACUCUUCAUUCCUUUGGGGAGGGCUCAGGUGUUGGAGUCUCCUUCGCUGGUCCAAAAGGUUUAUCUCAGGGUCUUUUGGUAACUUUGGCCAUAGCCGUGCACAACAUACCCGAGGGUUUAGCUGUGAGUAUGGUGCUUGCAUCAAGGGGAGUUUCUCCUCAGAAUGCGAUGUUGUGGAGUGUAAUCACAUCAUUACCUCAGCCCAUCGUAGCAGUCCCUUCAUUCAUAUGUGCUGAUGCAUUUAACAAGUUCCUACCAUUCUGUACGGGCUUUGCUGCUGGAUGUAUGAUCUGGAUGGUCAUUGCUGAGGUUCUUCCUGAUGGAUUUAAGGAAGCCUCUCCAUCUCAUGUUGCAUCAGCUGCUACAUUGUCCGUAGCUUUUAUGGAAGCUCUCAGCACCGUGUUCCAAAAUUUCAGCCAUAGCUCAGAAGAUGUGUCUGGUUUCUUUGUUUCACUACUUUUUGGCCUUGGCCCAUUGCUUGGUGGCGUCGUUCUUGUUGCAUUUGCUCUGGCUUUUAGUCUUCAGCAUGCUGUGCUUACUGGUGUAGCCUCUGGCAUUGCCUUUGUUCUUGGUGCUUGGCGACCACUACAGCUGCUUCUAUCUUCAAAAAUGGGAAUUCUGCCGCUCUUGUUGCUGCUUGCGAUGGGAUCCGCAUCCACCCACAUUUCAACCUCCAUUGCUUUAAAAAAUGCAGGUCGCAAAAGGGCUUCAGUGAAUACUAUAUCUGCAGUAACAGGCUUUUCAGUGAGUGCCCUCACCCUCCAGUCAUUCUUGUCAUGCAUCACAAUUGCCUUCCAUGCUUUGGCCGAGGGGCUUGCACUCGGGGUGGCUGCACCAAAAGCCUAUGGACUUGGUCAGCACAUGGUCCUUCCUGUCUCGCUUCACGGACUGCCUCGGGGUGCUGCUGUGGCUAGCUGCAUCUUUGGAGCAACAAACAGCUGGCAUGGGUCCCUUGCGGCUGCCGCAAUGAUUGGUUUUAUGGGUCCAUUGUCUGCAAUUGGAGCAAUACUUGCACAAAUCGAUUAUAGUGGUCUCGACCACUUAAUGGUCUUUGCUUGUGGAGGAUUACUACCAAGUUUUGGGGGCAUAGUUAGCAGAGCUGUAAAAUUGGAUUCAAAGAAGAGCAGUUUUGGGAUCAUGGUGGGCAUGGGAUUUGCCAGUGUAUGCCUGAUGUGUACCAAGUUGGUUUGCUUGCACACACCUUACUGCAACUCAGCACCAGAGGCUGUCAGAUGAUAUUGCAUUGUGCUUAGAUUCGGGUCAAUGUCAUGUGAAAUUCAGUUGGGCAGCCAUGCUUUGGGACAUGCCCAUGCAAAAGGUUUGUACAAGUCAUGGCAGUAACCCCAUUGUUCUGCAAGAGAUUAAAUUUUGGAUGAGAAAAGAAACGAUUGAAUGGGGCAAAAGGUUUUCAAAAGCAUAUAUUAUACAUUUAUACCUUGAAAAAGAAUAGAAUUAUGGAUUUUCCUUGUGUAUAUUAGCUAUUGUUGCAUUUCGUGAUAUGGUUCUUCAUCGUCAUUCAUUGUUCUGUGACCCUUCAAUUCAAUAAAGAAAGACGACCGAAAGCCUCAAUUGGAGCUGAAAAA